Bursaphelenchus okinawaensis is the source of this 971-nucleotide messenger RNA. Lineage: Eukaryota; Metazoa; Nematoda; Chromadorea; Rhabditida; Aphelenchoididae. The record is from the annotation of a GenBank genome assembly.
AUGUUUGUCGCUCCAAAGAGACUUAAUCCUGGAUUUGCACUAACCAAGUACGUACUUAAUGGUACUGCAGCUUUUGACCUUGUGUGCAUGGAUGUAAGUUAUCAUAUCGGUCUUAAUUAUUUCCUUAUUAAUCAUAAUAAACUUAUUAUUAAUUUAGACGGUCACUCUGACUGAUGAAGACGUUGUGCACCAAACGAACGACUAUAAUUUACCAGCAAUGCUGCCUCGUGAGUUUAAAAUAAGCCAUAAUUUGAGAGUAAUGUGUUAAAAUAGCUAAUAUUAUUUGCAAUUACUAACAUUAACGAUUUUUAAAAAACUUUCAUAGUAUUACAUAUACUAUAUUAUAAAUAGUAGUACUAAUUUAAAGUUUUACAAAUUUUGCAAUUUCAAACAAAGUUUUACCAAAAGAAAUGUCAUAAUAAGCAUAUUUGCAGGAAAGAAGCUGGCAAUUGUCGCAUUAUCCGACAGGAUGCCUUUUUCGAUAUCAUUGCUAGACGAGAAUGAUAACAUUGUGUUCAACUUUGAUGUCAAUGUAAGAUUACCCUGCCAUUUUUGAAGUUACCUUCAUAACAAUUAAAUAUUUUUUGCUUAAAAUAUUUAAGAAAAUUAGAAUUUUUAGAUAUAGCUCUGAAUGCAACAGUAAACAAGUAUAUAACCAUGCCAUACGGUUCUAACUAAUAUUGUUAUAGAAACAAGGAGACAUGGUCUACAACUAUUGCCAAGCUCUAUGCAGCAAUGGGUUUGAUCCAGCAACACGGACAGUUCUCAAACGAAAUAGCUAGUUUAUAAUACCCAAGAUGAAGAUGAACAGGUUUGAGUUUGUCUACCUGAGGCCUAAAAACUUUUUAUUUAUCAUUAAUCAGUACAAGUUCUACCUGCGCAACCUACUCAACCCUGGAGUGGCGUUGAUAAAACUCAGGAAAAAGGGCGAAGUGACGUUUCAGUACAUGUGUAUGACUUUGGUGGACUAA